AAUAACAGGCACAGCAGGAACAUCUAUUUUUUUUACUUUAUAGUAGAGUUUUAAACGAAUAUGUACUCAAUGUUUCUGCAUACUUCAAAUAUUUGUAAACAUUUAACUACUGCAGUUUUGUGUGAGAAAUUUAAAGUCAACGUUUUAGAUUUAGCUGAAUCUCAACAUUUGGUAGUAUUUUCUUAAAACAUGACCUCGGCUCAGCAGCUGCUCCGAUCUCAAAGGGACCAGCUGCUAAACUGGACUUGCGAUCAUCCCACACCCCUCUUACGUUGGCUCCGUGAUGAUGAGGUGCUUUCUCCCAGCUACUACCUGUCUUUACUGGAAAAGUCCCCUUCCAAUGCUGUGGCUCAGGCUCUGGAGUUAGCAUGUGCAUCGGAGGAGAGCAGUCUAAGGUUCCUGCAGGUUCUGAGGGAAGUGCAGGAUUAUUACUGCAAGGAUCUGCACAUUUGGGUUGAUAGACACUGCAGAUCUAAUGCAAACAGACAACCACCAUCUGAAAUGGUAAUAGUUGAAGAUAAACACAAAAAGCCUAAAGGACCCAUGGCUAAAUUAUUCAAAAAGAAGAACAAAGGAUUCUCUGUAGCAGAAGAGGUUAAAGGUAAGAAAAAUAUGAAGCCAACAAGGAGUCAAAUGAUGGCCAACCUCAAAGUUCGAAUUUCUGCCCACAAAACAACCUUACUGAAGCGCAUGGAGGAGCUCAAGUGUUACUCUGAGGGCAGCAGAGAAGCUUCAAACACAGCUUCUCACAUUGAGAUUCGCUAUACUGACCUCUUCGUGACAGAGGACAAUGACUUCAUUGACAGCAGCCAACAUGAGUAUUUUGACCUGGCAAGCAGACGAGCCCGUAUCUAUGUCCACCAGUCGUGCCAGCGCAUCAGCCCAAGCCAACUUUUGAGUCCUCAAGAGACAACAGGACAGCCACCUAAAAGGGUGAAAGUGAAGGGUAUUGCUGGCAUUGGAAAAAGCGUAGCAGUCCAAAGGCUCGUCUAUGAAUGGGGGAUUGGAAAGAGCAUGCGUGAAUUCACCUGCAUUUUUAAUCUAUGUUUCAGAGAGCUUAAUCUAAUCGAAGCCCCACUCAGUUUGUUGGAGCUUCUUGGAGAACGGUUCCGGUACCUCAAAGAUGCUCUUCCUGAUCUGUUCACUGCACCAAGAUCUUUGCUCUUCAUCCUAGAUGGUUUAGAUGAGUUUAAAUUCUUCUUAAACUGGAACAGUCGAGACAAAAACAUUGGUGUAGAAUCAAAGAUGCCAGUGUCUGAGUUGAUAGUUGCUUUGAUUAAAGGAAAUCUACUCCCAGAGGUAUCUGUCAUUCUCACAACAAGGCCAUCUACAGAAGCUCCAAAGCGUUUCUUUCAGAGAUGCUGUGUGGUGCUGGGCUUUGAGGAAAACCAGGUUAAAGAAUAUACCACCAAGUUCUACAAAGACAGGCAAGUCGCAGAAAAGGUCUAUGACUACAUCUCAAACAAUGACAACAUUUUUGUGUUGUCCUUCAUCCCCCUUUAUUGCCACAUCAUCUGUAUGGCUAUGGCAGAGUUCUUCUCCUCAGCAACUCAGGAUGUUGGUGACUUUAAAUCUCUGGAGUUGAACCCACCCAGAACAGUGAGCGAAGUUUACUUCUGCUAUCUGUUUACAGCAGUCAAACACCAUGCACUGAGGGGGAGUGCAGAAAAAUCAACUUCAAGAUCUGAAGUUCUCUCCCAAGCUAAGAAACAGCUGACAAACCUGGGAAAAUUAGCCUACGAAAACCUCCUGCAAAAGAAGAUCAUGUUCAGCAGAGAAGAUCUGGAGAGCUAUGGAGUAACACCGGCUAAAAUUCAAGGCACCUUUCUAUGUCAGAUCCUUCACCCUCUUAAAGAGGAGACAGUAAGGAUGUUUUCUUUCUUCCACUUGACUGUUCAAGAACAUUUGGGUGCCCUCUACUGUGCCAUCAACCUCUUCAGCCAGGAGGACAUAACUCAAGCUUUGAACCUCUGGUGCUUUGGGUUAGAUCCACCAACCACCUCUUCUACACUGCUAAAAAACAUAGAGCUCAACAUGGACAUGCUGGAAAGUCUCCAGAUGUUCACACGGUUCUUUAUGGGACUUCUCCGAGCAAGGUUAGAAAAGCAGUUAGAUGGCCUUGUUGAAACCUCCAUGGAGGAAGAAAAUGGAGUCCUCACCAGUCUGGGCUUGUGGUUUCAAGACCAAUUUAAACACAGGAAGAUGGAAAACGAAACUGCAUUGAAUCUUUUGCACUGUCUGAUGGAGUUUCAUAUGAAGGAGACCACUACCAUUGCAGCACCAAAGAUUAAGAAACUCAACUUGUUUAAAAUGAAGUUGAGUAUUGUGGACUGUGCAGCAAUGCACUAUGUGCUGAAGUUUUCUCCACACACACUUCAGGAACUCAACCUGGGCUACUCCAACAUUGGAAACAGAGGACUCAACCGACUAAGACCGAUCCUUCAUCGCUGCGAAACUCUCUAUUUGAGAUACAACAGUCUGGAUUGGGAAGCAGCUAUUUUAGAAUCGGCUGUUCUGAAAUCAAAUGAAUGCCAAGUGAAGAAACUCUUUAUGUGCGGAAAUAACCUGGGUCCAGAGGGGGUUAAUGAGCUGUGGACAGCUCUGGAGCACAACACCACUGUUGAAGAGAUCUAUUUGGACAUCACUGGUAUCACAGAGAAGGGGACGCAAAACAUUGUUAACUGCCUUGGCAAAAACACAUCCCUGAGGAUACUGACAAUUGUUGGAAAUGAUAUUGGAAAGGUAGGCAGAGAAAGGGUGAGGGAACUGGAGAAACUGAGACCAGAUCUUAGGAUUAUUUCAAACUUUGUGGAUGACCUGGGGUUGCUCCAGGCCUACUUGGACUGGGUGGAGGAGAUCCGUGUCGACAGGGACCAGAUGGACUCAGUGAAGAACGUGGAUGCCCUGCAGUCAGUGUUAAAGGGCCUGCAGGAGGUUGGGGAAAAUGUGGAGAAAGGACAAAAUGCAGAUAAAGCCAUGGAGCUCCACAUAAAGAUCGAGGAGUUGCUCAAGUAACAUUAGUGACAUCUGAUUGGAGGGAAAUGACCAGAAGAAGCAAAAUCAAUAAUGGGCAAGUUUAGGUGUUAUUGGAAAUGUGACAAUAAUUUGACAAUUUUCUUCUUCAAUGACACAUUUUACUACUUUUUGACAAAGGUCAUCAACUUUUAUCAUUGUAGAUAUCAAAAAUAGAAAGAAAUUACAUUAACAUUGUUUUCAGUAAUGAAUGAAAAAAAAAAGAAAAGAAAAAGCUUUUAGCUCAUCGAUGCACUUACAGAUGUAGGCACAUCCUGCUUUUUUCUACAUCUAACUAUAAAGGCAAGCAAAUGUAUUUGUAUAGCAGAUUUCAGCAACUAAACAAAUCAAAGUGUUUUAAUUAAAACAUAAGAAGUGGAAAAAAAAUAAAGUACAUUGCAGAAACACAAAAAAGAUAUAAAUAAAAGGGAUUAAUUCA
This is a messenger RNA of Girardinichthys multiradiatus, 3451 nucleotides long. RefSeq names its product NLR family CARD domain-containing protein 3-like. Gene Ontology annotation, molecular function: protein binding. Lineage: Eukaryota; Metazoa; Chordata; Actinopteri; Cyprinodontiformes; Goodeidae. The record is from RefSeq and is a predicted model, not a curated record. The coding region runs from base 190 to 3015 and encodes 941 amino acids. The transcript is spliced from 7 exons.